This is a messenger RNA of Gastrolobium bilobum, 1816 nucleotides long. RefSeq names its product protein NUCLEAR FUSION DEFECTIVE 4-like. NCBI's taxonomy places the organism in Eukaryota, Viridiplantae, Streptophyta, Magnoliopsida, Fabales, Fabaceae. The record is from RefSeq and is a predicted model, not a curated record. The transcript has a single exon. Gene Ontology annotation, cellular component: membrane. The coding region runs from base 1 to 1806 and encodes 601 amino acids.
AUGGUGGUUGCAGGUGGUGGUUCCGUCGACAUGAAGAUGAAGGCCCUCGCCAUCCAAGUCGUCACUGGUCGGUGGUUCGUGGUGUUUGCCUCCUUCCUAAUCAUGGCAGUCUCCGGAGCCACCUACAUGUUCGGCCUUUACUCCGGCGACAUAAAAAAUUCUCUUGGCUACGACCAAACCACUCUCAAUCUCCUCAGUUUCUUCAAGGACUUGGGUGCCAAUUUCGGUGUCUUAUCAGGACUAAUCAACGAGAUCACCCCACCCUGGGUGGUUCUAGCCAUGGGUUCGGUUCUUAACUUCUUUGGCUACUUCAUGAUAUGGCUAGCAGUGACUGGAAGAAUAGCCAAACCUCAAGUGUGGCAGAUGUGUCUCUAUAUCUGCAUAGGUGCUAACUCUCAGUCUUUUGCAAACACUGGCUCUCUUGUCACUUGUGUUAAGAACUUCCCUGAAAGCCGUGGUGUUGUGUUAGGCAUCCUCAAAGGUUACGUGGGUCUCAGUGGAGCCAUCAUCACACAGUUAUACUUUGCUUUUUAUUACAAUGACUCAAAGGCUUUGAUUUUGCUCAUAGCUUGGCUUCCAGCUGCUAUAUCUUUUGCUUUCCUGAGAACUGUUCGAUACAUGAAGCCAGUUCGACAGCCUGAUGAGCUCAGUGUUUUCUACAAAUUUUUGUAUAUUUCUCUUGGCCUUGCUGGGUUUCUAUUGGUUAUGAUCAUAGUACAGAAAAAGGUCUCUUUCAAACGAAGUGAGUAUGACGUGAGUGCUGCCGUGGUGCUUUUCUUGCUCUUCCUCCCAAUUGCUGUUGUUUUUUGUGAAGAAUACAAGACCCGGAAGAGUCAAAAGCUUGCAUUCGUUGAUGAUCCCUUGCCAGUGUUGAAAAUUGUAACUGAUGAAGAGGAGUCUGUGACUGCGACUGCGAAUGGGAACAGAUCUGAAUAUUCAGCACCAACAUCAAACAACAGUACUACUAAUGCAACGGAAGAAAUUAGAUGGUGGCAAAAUGUUUUUACCCCACCCGAAAGAGGUGAUGACUAUACCAUACUUCAAGCGCUUUUUAGCAUAGACAUGAUAUUACUAUUCCUCGCUGGCACUUGUGGUGUUGGUGGCACUUUAACAGCAAUUGACAAUCUGGGUCAGAUUGGAACCUCACUUGGAUACCCAAAGACAAGCAUAAGCACAUUUGUGUCACUGGUGAGCAUUUGGAAUUUUCUAGGACGAGUUUUUUCUGGUUUUGUCUCUGAACAUUUCCUAACAAAAUACAAAUUUCCUCGACCUCUCAUGCUCACCCUGACUCUGCUCUUAUCCUGCGUCGGUCAUCUACUGAUAGUCUUUGAUGUGCCCAAUGGUCUCUAUGUAGCUUCAGUAAUUAUUGGGUUCUGUUUUGGUGCACAGUGGCCAUUAGUCUUUGCCAUAAUUUCGGAGCUGUUUGGACUAAAGUACUAUUCAACUUUGUACAACUUUGGCGGGGUAGCGAGCCCAAUUGGCCUUUAUGUGCUUAAUGUGAUGGUAACUGGCCAUCUGUAUGACAAAGAAGCUAAGAGGCAAUUGGGUGCAUUGGGGAUCCCAAGAAAGGUGGGACAGGAAUUGAAUUGUGUUGGAGCCAGUUGUUUCAAGUUGUCCUUCAUUAUUAUCACUGCAGCAACUUUCUUCGGUGCCAUUAUUUCGGUCAUUUUGGUUGCUAGGACCAUUAAGUUUUAUAAAGGUGACAUUUACAAGAGGUACCGAAAGCAGGACGACGGAGCCACGGCUGAGAUGGCGGUUGCCCAGAACGGCGGCGAGAGAGGACAAGAUACCAAAGUUGGGAUGUAAUUGGUGAAGC